CUCUCUAUAUCCAUUGUCCUACGCCAUGUCCACGGUCUUAACACAUGAGAACGAAUUGUGUCAAGUUUCUCACCGCUGUCAUUUGAGACACUUUCGUUGUCCAGCAAAUCGGAUUUGUUUUCUAGGUGUCUUUUAAGCGGCUUAAUUAACAGUUAGAAGGUAUGGCGGAUACGACAGUGGAUGCGACACGCCGUUUAAACGUUAAGAAACAGACGCUCGAUGACGCUUAUGCAGCGCCUGCGAAUUUCCUCGAAAUUGACGUGAUUAAUCCAAUCACACACGGCGUCGGCAAGAAACGGUAUACCGAUUAUGAAGUCCGCAUGAGGACAAAUCUCCCAGUUUUCAAAGUGAAAGACUCCACAGUUAGGAGGAGAUACAGUGAUUUUGAAUGGCUAAGAACUGAACUAGAAAGAGAUAGCAAGAUUGUAGUGCCUCCCCUACCAGGGAAAGCUUGGAAGCGUCAGAUGCCUUUUCGAGGGGAUGAUGGUAUUUUUGAAGAAGAUUUUAUAGAGGAUCGAAGGAAAGGAUUAGAAGCUUUUGUUAAUAAAAUAGCAGGACAUCCAUUAGCUCAAAAUGAACGAUGUUUACAUAUGUUUCUGCAAGAACCUGUAAUAGACAAGAACUACGUACCUGGAAAAAUACGUAAUACAUAAGUUAUAAUACAAUAAGACUAAUUGCAAGUAUAUUUUCCUCCCCACCUUUGAUAUGUAAAGUUACAUUUGAUUACUUUUGAAACGUUAAGUCGCGGAAUUUAUCGUGAUCCUUCUGCAUUGUUGCAAUAUUUCAAUGAACUUUUCACACUGUGAUGUUAAAUUAGAAAUUGUUUCUCGAUGAUCUAUGUGUUUCGAAAAGAUACGCGCUAAAAAUAUUCAGAAGGAUCUCAUCUUCAGUUAUCAUUAUCAAUCACGUAAGAGAGGAUAUUAUAAAGGUCUUUUCUUUUCAUUACUUUUUUUCAGAAUUGUUAUAGUUACAUUCUCUUUUCACGACAGAUUUAUAAAUUGAUAUUUAUCACUUUCAGAAAUUGCAGAAUAAUGUUGUACACAACAAUUCAAUUGAUACAUAAAUAUAUGAAAUUUUUGAACUUGAA
This is a messenger RNA of Ceratina calcarata, 1087 nucleotides long. RefSeq names its product sorting nexin 3 (gene Snx3). The coding region runs from base 162 to 653 and encodes 163 amino acids. Gene Ontology annotation, cellular component: early endosome membrane; retromer complex. Gene Ontology annotation, biological process: endocytic recycling; late endosome to Golgi transport. The record is from RefSeq and is a predicted model, not a curated record. NCBI's taxonomy places the organism in Eukaryota, Metazoa, Arthropoda, Insecta, Hymenoptera, Apidae. Gene Ontology annotation, molecular function: phosphatidylinositol-3-phosphate binding. The transcript has 4 exons.